AUAUAAAGACUGCUUAUAAAUGUCACUGUCACCCCGCUGUCACCCGUGCUGUCAGCUGUCACGCCAGGAUCAAGAUUACCGGCAGUAGCAGAAGACAACCAAGAUGGCGACGCUCGAUCUGGACUGGGAGGAGGUGCGGGACCAGCUGCGGGCUUGGCGGGAGGAUAAUACGCGGCACAGUGAGGAGGUUGUGGACACGUGGGAGCACUGUCUUAAGCACUACAAGACCAAGUUGGGCGAUGAACGCUGGAUGGUGGAGGAGCAGGUGUUCGUCGCCGGCCUGGACUGCAAUCGCCUGGACAUUGCCGACCCUUGUCUCAUGGCCCUCAAUGAACAGUUCCCAGGGUCUCUCAGGGUGCGCAAGUUGAGGGCCAUGAGAUUCGAGGCCUUGGAGAAGUUCGACGAGGCCAUGGAGGUGUACGACAACAUCAUCCGCCAAGACGAGACUAACUCCACAGCACGCAAACGCAAGGUGGCGGUGCUGCGAGGCCAGGGCAGGAUAACGGACGCUAUCAAGGAGCUGACGGAAUACCUCAAGCUGUUCAUGUCAGACAGCGAGGCAUGGCAGGAGCUGUGUGAUCUUUACCUGAAGGAGGGGGACUACAGCAAGGCAGCCUUCUGUAUGGAGGAGCUCAUCCUGUCCAACCCUCACAACCAUCUCUUCCACACGCGAUAUGCUGAGAUUAAAUACACUCAGGGUGGUCUUGACAACAUGGAGAUUGCCCGGAGCUACUUUUGCCAGGCAGCCAAACUCAAUCCAGGCAACGUGAGGGCUCUGUACGGCCUCUUCAUGAGCUGUACACAGGUGCUGUCCUCACCCAAACUCAGCGCCCAGAAGAAGAAGGAGACACAGCAGCUUGCAACCUGGGCCCUGAAGGAGGUGUCUGAGAGGUACUCCAGAUGCAGAACAAAUACAAUGGAUGGCUCAAAGAUCCUGGAAACUCUGGGAGCAUUGAGCAUAACAGAUAAAGCAUGAUAGUGCCCUUAAUCCUUCAUGCCUGUGUGUAUGUGUGUGUGUGUAUAUGUCUGUGUCUGUGUCUGUGUAGUGUGUGUGUGUGUGUGUGUGUGUGUGUGUGUGUGUGUGUGUGUGUGUGUGUGUGUGUGUGUGUGUGUGUGUGUGUGUGUGUGAGAGGGAGAAAGACAGACAGAGAGAAAGACAUUUAUUCUGUUUUGUAUCAUAGGUUUUGAAAUAUAUAAUGUGUAUUGUCAAAAAAAAAAAUAGAGCCCCAUUUUAUACUCCCUUUCCCAAUGCAAGUAUUGAUAGUAGUGUUGUCUGGAGGAACUAGUGAGCGAGAGGGACAGAGAUUAGAGAGAUCAUGCAAGGUCAAGUCAGGGUCAGGGUUUAUACAAAUAAGCUGUAGUUGUUGGUCACACUCUAAUCAUUCCCUGGUAUAGCAGGAAGGUACAUUUGGUGAUUAAUUCAAAUAAUCUUGCCAAAACACACAACCAUGAAAUGCAAAAUCAAAACUGAGAAAAGUUACUCUGCUACCAGAGCCAUCAAGUCUCCCUCUUGAUGAAAUAAAUGCUGCUGAGAAACAAAAGGUGAAUGGUGAAUAAAUGCAUAAUGAAUAAGUGCCAAAAAUGCCUUUAUAUUAAGCAAGAUGUUUUUAUGAAGUCAAAACAAAACACUAGAAUAUUUCAGUGAUGCAUUGUUUCACAGCAGCCGUUUUUCAGGGGCAUGUUUUUCUAUGAUGAAAAAAUACUUAGGAAACCUGUGGCUGUGGCAAUGAGCAGCAGUGCUGGCAUGUACAGGGUGAAGAGGUUCCUGUGUUGCACCCAUGAGGAAUGUGGUGUGUUGGAGAUGUUACACAAUAGUGUUGCAUCCAUCGUGCUCUUAGCUCUCCUACAAGUGUCUUAAUCAUUCACUACCAAUUUGUCCCUCACUCUCCUAACACCAAGGAAACCAAAACCCCCACACUUUUGUUCCACAAGACUGUGCAAACACACAAGAUGUCGGACAUCCAUGUCUGUAAAACGUGUUUUGAAUCCACAUUUGUAGUUGUCAUAAAAGAUGAUCUACACGUUUACCAGACAAAAAGAGGGUGUUGUGGACGUCAUCUCUGUGUGUUAUUUCCUUUGACUCUCCACACUGUCCCAGCCUUGUGAGUGUGUGGCAGUGCUGCCCCUCCAGCACUCCCGACCAAGAAAGGUGUACAUAGAUAUAUGUAUCUAUAUUUAUUUUAAUGCAUAUUAUUUGCAUUUUAAGGACACUGACGUACUGUUAAAUUAUUAUAACCCUUAAAGAUAUACACCAUCAAUAAUAUAUUGUCCAAAACACUAUUUUUAUCAUAGAAUAAUGUCUACACUAAUAAAAAUUUAAAUUCCCUGCAUACCAUAA
This is a messenger RNA of Scylla paramamosain (green mud crab), 2338 nucleotides long. RefSeq names its product ER membrane protein complex subunit 2-B-like. Gene Ontology annotation, biological process: protein folding in endoplasmic reticulum. NCBI's taxonomy places the organism in Eukaryota, Metazoa, Arthropoda, Malacostraca, Decapoda, Portunidae. The transcript has 8 exons. The record is from RefSeq and is a predicted model, not a curated record. Bases 104 to 976 code for a protein of 290 amino acids. Gene Ontology annotation, molecular function: protein binding. Gene Ontology annotation, cellular component: EMC complex.